Messenger RNA from Salarias fasciatus (jewelled blenny), 2107 nucleotides. RefSeq names its product mitochondrial rRNA methyltransferase 1 homolog (S. cerevisiae) (gene mrm1). Gene Ontology annotation, molecular function: rRNA (guanine) methyltransferase activity; RNA binding. The record is from RefSeq and is a predicted model, not a curated record. The transcript has a single exon. Gene Ontology annotation, cellular component: mitochondrion. The coding region runs from base 165 to 1262 and encodes 365 amino acids. Gene Ontology annotation, biological process: rRNA methylation. NCBI's taxonomy places the organism in Eukaryota, Metazoa, Chordata, Actinopteri, Blenniiformes, Blenniidae.
CGGAGGUGCACGUGUGGACUUCAGGGAGAGAGCCGGAGCGAGCCAGAGCUCUGGAGUGUGAAGCGGAGGCUGAAGAUGCUGAAACAGAGGUUGGACUGACAUGACGGACCAGCGGUGGCAGCACAGGAGGCUUUUAUUCUGAAAUAGCGGGCGCGUGCUGCGGAAUGUGGCUGCUCGGGGUCGCGCAGCACAGGUUUCUCCUCGCUGUUCGGAGGAGAGCGGUGCUCAAACCGGCCGGGUACCACGCCUCAGCUCCCCUGCUCAUCCCGGAGGACGGCGGGCCGAGGAGGCGCUCCGGGGCCCGGCUGAAGCCCGGAGGUCGCCAGGAGGACCCCGAGAGGUCAGGAGGUCAGAGUGGAGCCUGGAGGGCCGGUUCCAGCAGCAGAGUGUCGCCGGAGCUGAGGAGGCUGAGUCUGGAGGACGCCCCUGCAGCCAGGAGUCAGAGAGCUGCUCCGAGCCCCGGGCCGGAGCGCCUGGAGGUCGUGUUCGGGGUCGCGCCGUGCCUCCUGGCGCUCUCUCAGGGCCGCAGGAAGGCCCGCACGCUGUACGUCAAGGACGGCGAGGCGUCCCGCCGGCCCUCCGUGGUGAGGGUGUGUGAGGAGGCUCGUGGGCGGGGCGUGCCGGUGCAGCGGGUGGACAGGAGGGAGCUGGACCGGCUGUCCUCGGGGGGAGUCCACCAGGGGGUGUGUCUGCAGGCCAGCCCGCUCGGCUUCCUCACCGAGGACCCCGCGGCGGCGGAGAGGCAGGCCACGCCCCCGCUGUGGCUGGUUCUGGACCGCAUCCAGGACCCCAUGAACCUGGGAGCCAUCCUGCGCUCCGCCUACUUCCUGGGCGUGGACCGGGUGGCCAGCAGCGUGCGCUCCAGCUGCCCGCCGUCCCCGGUGGUCAGCAAGGCCAGCUCGGGCGUCCUGGAGGUCUUUGGGGUGUACGGGUAUCAGGACCUGGGGGAGCUGCUGCGCUCCAAGGCCGCCCGGGGCUGGCAGGUGGUCGGCACGGUGGGACCGGACGGCGAGCGGACCGGGAUUCCCGUCAGGCGCUGCCGCGACUUCCGGAUGACCAAACCCACGCUGCUGCUGCUGGGCGGCGAAGGAGCCGGGCUCUCCCCGGAGCUCCUGGCCUCCUGCCACACCCUACUCACCGUCCCGGCCGGCCGGGACCUGAUCCCCGGCGUCGACUCGCUCAACGUGUCGGUCGCCACGGGCAUCCUGCUGCACUCGCUGCUGGAGUCCAGGAGGUCAGGAGGUCGGCCUGCUGAUCGCUGAGGCUGGAGCAGAGCGCGUUUUCUGUUCUGGAAUAAAGACCAGGAGACUCUGAGCCUCUGUGUCUCAUUUCUGGUGUUUCUGAUCGUCAGUGAGCGUCUGGCUGCUUCCCUCUGACCGCGGUCAGUGGUCUGAACUCACUUUCCUCUGUAGAUUCAGUUAUUUUCGGUAUCAAAAAGCUUCUUGCUGUGAUUUCUUGGACUCUUGACGCCGGUGGAGUCUGGCGGCGUUUCUGAUGACUCCGGUGCUGAGUCAGCGCUGAGGAGCAGUUGGACCUCCCACAAAUGGAAUGAAGCCACAGCCAUUACCUGCUCAUUCCCUGCUGUGACUCACCUCGAUGCCAGAACACACACACACACACUCACACACUCAUUUUCAGCUGCUCACGAGCGGUUUGUUUCUUUCUAAAGGCAGAUUUCUCUUCAAAGUGGCAUUAAGUCAAAGCACAGACACAUAAAGCAGCAUUUCUUCUGCCUCUUUUAUUUUGAAGGAUUUUAUGUCUCUGACUGACUUUUCUGUCUUUUUCCAAAACGUCCAGUUAUUCUUGGUGUUUUGCAAUAAGUCCACAUUUUUCAGAAUGUCUCAGUCGUCUAGAUAUAACUGUUGUCUGUUUUCAAGGAUUUUGUGCUCAUUUCAUCUUCCAGGAAGCAGGAAGCUUGAGUCUCCGUCUCUUGACAACGUUCCAGCAGGACACCGCUGCUUCUCCCAGACACUGGAGAUGACUGAAAGCGGAGAUAAAAAAAAAGAGACUCGCGGCUGCAGAUGUUUUUCUUCUUUUAAUUCUGAAUAUCCCUUUGCCCCCGCCCCAGGAUUAAUAAAGUAUUUUCUGUAUUAACUGGAGUCGUGUC